GGAACACUUCCUAUUCUUACACACGUCCAUAGACUACUCGUUCAACGGGCCUCUCUCUGAACAUCCGAAUCUGCCUUCUUUGGUCCCACUUUCUCUUUCCUUUCCUUCCCAUUCACUCUCUCGUUUGGUUUUCUUCAUCGCUCUUUCAAAGACUCUACACUACUAGUUUCUACGGUUUAACCUCCUACCUGCCUAGAAUAGUGUUUUCUGUCCCAGAUACCACACAGUGAUGCACCUCUCCCGCCUCGCCGUCUUGGCCCUAUUCGGCCCAAUUCUCCUCUCCUACACCCAAUCCCUCCAUCUCAACGGUAACUUUGACCACCCACACGCCCACGACCGCAACCGUGCAACAAAACGCGACAUCCUCGGCAACAUAUUCAGUCCCCAGCAACCUCCAGCUUCAGCCCCAUCCCCUGCACCAGCAUCCGCAGUCCCACCCACUUCAGAGGUACCAGCAGCACUCCCACAACCGCAACAGCAACCCUCAUCAACAUCCUCCACCGAUAUCCCUUCCAUCGACCCCUCCAAGACCAAUGGCAUAGCGCCUGUGCCCAGUCUGAUCGGUGAAGUCCCCAACCCACCCACCCAAAGCAACAUUACCGGUUCCCCUGUCUCCGCACCUGUUGCUACCUCAACAUCAUCCUCCACCUCACCCACACUUCCCAAAAAGAAGCAACCCGCAGGGUCCAACGCUGGCACUAACCAAGACCCUUCUUCAACCGAUGGCUCAACCGAUGACCCCGACGCAUCAGCUUCAAAUGACCCAGCAGCGGGAUCUGCAAACAAAUCGCACACCGGCCCCACAGACCAGAAACAGAGACCACUCUCCCCAGGUGUGAUCGUACUGAUAGUUAUCAUUAUCCUCGCAGUCCUAACCGCCGUACUCUUUAGCUGCUACAAAAUACGCCAAUCUCGACGUCGUCGUCGCGAGAGCUGGAGUGAGGACUUCUUAAAGAACCAUGCAGGAAGCGUUGGCUAUACCGCAGGAGGCGGCUAUGGCAUGGUUAUCGGCCACAAGGAAAAGCCCGAUCUCUGGAGAAAGAACCUUGAUCUGUUCCAUCGCGAGUAAAUACUGAGCCAGCAGCCCCUACUUCACGUUCAUCAUGGGAGCAUGCAUAUCCUGCACUACCAGCAUCGUUUUAUGGCUCCCUUUAAAACAACUCUCUCUCUCUCUCUCUCUCUCUCCUGCCACGAUUGUUUAAUGUCUUUGAUCAUGAAUAAAGCG
Molecule: messenger RNA, 1225 nt
Organism: Gamsiella multidivaricata
Lineage: Eukaryota; Fungi; Mortierellomycota; Mortierellomycetes; Mortierellales; Mortierellaceae
Exons: 1
Coding region: 230-1069 (279 amino acids)
Source: RefSeq, a predicted model, not a curated record